This is a messenger RNA of Enhydra lutris kenyoni (northern sea otter), 1471 nucleotides long. Its product is annotated as transcription factor EC. The coding region runs from base 427 to 1470 and encodes 347 amino acids. The transcript is spliced from 8 exons. Gene Ontology annotation, biological process: regulation of transcription by RNA polymerase II. Gene Ontology annotation, molecular function: DNA-binding transcription factor activity, RNA polymerase II-specific; RNA polymerase II cis-regulatory region sequence-specific DNA binding; protein dimerization activity. The record is from RefSeq and is a predicted model, not a curated record. Gene Ontology annotation, cellular component: nucleus. Lineage: Eukaryota; Metazoa; Chordata; Mammalia; Carnivora; Mustelidae.
AUUUUACAUUUUACACCUGUGAAAAUUACAUUUUAAUUUUACUCAAAAGUUGAAGAGCAAGUAAUAAAAAUCCAGAGCCUUCUCCCAGCUCCCAGUAAGUAGCUCAUUUAAAAGAAUGUAAGUAUCAGAGUGACAAAACAUCCAAAGUACAUAAUUUUCUCUUCCAUAUCAUCUUUAUCAACAUCAGCAUCGUGAUAAUAACACCAGUUGAUAUUUUGGAGGCUUUUAUACUUUACAAGGAAGUUUCAUAUCAUCUCAUUUGACUAUCCAAACCAGUGAGGUGCGCCUUAUGAACAGAAACAUUAUUAAGAGUGAAAAGCCUUUUAAAAGCAUUCCAAGACUUCUAAAACACAAGUCUCAGCACAUCUGGAAAAUCCUGCAAAAUCCCAGCUACAGAAAGUCCAGAGACAACAAGUAAAACCCUUCAUGACCCUUGACUACCAGCUUGUCAACCAGACUCCUAAACGGUCACACCCUCCAACGCCAAGCAGUGCGCUUCUGGUGCAGCAAGGACACCUGUCUCCCGAGAGUGACGCUGGCUUUACUGGAAAUCCACUCACCAAGUUACUAACUCUUGGGAAAGAAGAUGACAAUGUGGAAUGGCAUAUGGAAGACGUAAUUGAGGAUAUAAUCGGUAUGGAGUCAAGUUUUAAAGAGGAAGGAACAGAUUCUCCUCUGCUAAUGCAAAGAACAUUGUCUGGAAGUAUUUUGGACGUGUAUAGUGGUGAGCAGGGAAUUUCACCAGUUAAUAUGGGCCUUACAAGUGCUUCCUGUCCAAGUAGUCUGCCAAUGAAAAGAGAAAUUACAGAAACAGAUACGCGAGCUUUGGCAAAAGAGAGACAAAAAAAGGACAACCACAACCUCAUUGAAAGAAGAAGAAGGUAUAAUAUUAAUUACCGAAUCAAGGAGCUUGGCACUCUUAUUCCAAAGUCUAAUGAUCCUGAUAUGCGCUGGAACAAAGGAACCAUUCUAAAAGCAUCAGUGGAGUACAUCAAGUGGCUACAAAAAGAACAACAGAGAGCUCGAGAAUUAGAACACAGACAGAAGAAAUUAGAGCAGGCUAACAGGCGGCUUCUACUCCGGAUUCAGGAACUAGAAAUACAGGCUCGUGCUCAUGGUCUGCCAGCCCUGGCUUCACUUGGCACAGUUGAUUUAGGUGCUCAUGUCACCAAACAACAGACCCAUCUUGAGCAGCAUUCAGUAGACUAUUGCCAACAACUGACUUUGUCUCAAGGGACCAGUCCUGAGCUCUGUGAUCAAGCUAUGGCCUUCUCUGAUCCUUUGUCACAUUUCACAGAUUUAUCCUUUAGUGCCUCUUUGAAAGAGGAGCAAAGAUUGAAUGACAUGCUACUAGAUGACACAAUAUCUCCAUUUGGAACAGAUCCUCUGCUAUCUGCCACUUCCCCUGCAGUUUCCAAAGAAAGCAGUAGGAGAAGUAGUAUUAGCUCAGAUGAUGGGAAUGAAUUAUAAA